AUGAAGCUCCUAACGUAUAAUGUGAGGGGUCUUGGCAGCAUGGCCAAGAGACGUGUGAUCAGAGAGCUGGUGACAAAGGAACAGGUUGAGUUAGUUUGCAUCCAGGAAACAAAGUUGGAAGUCAUGGAUAGAGGGUUAUGUGCGCAAAUUUGGGGAGACUCAGAUUUCAGUUGGCUUGCACAGCCAGCGGUGAACCGAGCAGGUGGCCUGUUAUGUAUCUGGAAGCACGAUCUCUUCAAGGUAUCUGCUAGUUUUUCUGAUAAUGGCUUUCUAGGCUUGGUUGGUGCGUGGGGUAGUGAUGAUGUUAACUGUGUGAUAGUUAAUGUGUAUUCAUCAUGUAAUUUGGAAGAGAAGAGGAUUAUGUGGGCAAGUUUGUUACAAUGGAGAGGAUUUAAUCAAUCUCUAGUUUGGUGCCUAGAUGGAGAUUUUAACGCUGUUCGAGGCUUGGAAGAAAGGAGGGGAAUCUCAACAGGUUCACAACAUCAGAUGAGAGAAAUCUCAGAGUUUAACAAUUUCGUUACAGAGAUGUCUUUGGUUGAUAUUCCAUUGGCUGGGCGCAAAUUCACGUGGUUAAGGCCCAAUGGUCAGGCGCAAAGCAGAAUUGAUCGCUUCUUAGUCUCUCAUGAAUGGCUUCAGGUUUGGCCGAAUUGUUCCCAGCUAGUCCUCAAUCGGGACAUUUCAGAUCAUUGUCCGCUGCUCUUGAGGUGCCUGGUGCAAGAUUGGGGUCCGAAGCCUUUUAAUGUGUUGAAUUGCUGGUUUCAAGACCACCGCUUUCCGGCGUUUGUGAAACAGUCUUGGGAGGGAAUCCAUAUUGAUGGUUGGGGUGCUUUUGUGCUUAAACAAAAGCUAAAAGCUCUCAAAUCAAAUCUGAAGUCGUGGAACCAUGAGGUGUUUGGUGAUCUACGUAAACGGAGGAAUGACGCGGUGCAGCGGAUUAAUGAUUUAGAUAAAAAAGAGGAAGAAGGGGGACUCUCAGUAGGUGAUAUUGAGGAGCGGAAACAGCUCCUGCAUGAGUUCUGGUCAGUUCUGAAGCUCCAUGAAUCACUUCUUUGUCAAAAAGCUCGUUCAAGAUGGUUAAAGGAAGGGGACCAGAAUUCCAAAUUUUUUCACUCCAUGAUCAAUUGGAGGCGGCGCUCUAAUUCAAUGGUUGGCCUCAUGGUUGAUGGUGUGUGGGAGGAAACUCCGCUUAAGGUGAAGGAGGAGGUGACUGAUUUGAUUUUUUUAAAAAGAAAUUUGCAGCAGAUACCGGGGAUUGUUUAA
Lotus japonicus is the source of this 1260-nucleotide messenger RNA. RefSeq lists its product as uncharacterized. The coding region runs from base 1 to 1260 and encodes 419 amino acids. The transcript has a single exon. The record is from RefSeq and is a predicted model, not a curated record. NCBI's taxonomy places the organism in Eukaryota, Viridiplantae, Streptophyta, Magnoliopsida, Fabales, Fabaceae. Gene Ontology annotation, molecular function: catalytic activity.